Molecule: messenger RNA, 4928 nt
Organism: Ectocarpus sp. CCAP 1310/34
Lineage: Eukaryota; Phaeophyceae; Ectocarpales; Ectocarpaceae
Source: the annotation of a GenBank genome assembly
AUGCCUCGCGGCGGAUAUGCGCAGCAGCAAGAAGGUUUCGGUCAUCCCUUGAGGAGUGUGCGUCAUCUGUUUUAUCUCGCUAUCAUUAUUCACGGUGCCCCCUUUGAGGAGUUACGCCGCAUCGGUAGUCUCGCUCGUACGAGGCACGAUCUAUAUCCCUCUCUUGUAGCGUGGUGUGCACUGGCUGAUGCGCACCCUAGAGAGCAAAAGAAUUCGAAGUGGUGGAGACUUCUAGUCCACACCUCUCACAGGUGGGUGAUGGUGCGGAAAGGGACAGUUGUAAAGGAGGAGAGCCUGCGGCAGGAGCUCCUGGACGACCCGGAGGUCGAUCCGCCGGAGGUUGGGGGGAGGAGGCUGGACUGGCAGCGAGAUGCGGUGCAUUCGAGACAGUCGUCGCUGAGGGUGCUCGUCCCGACAGCAGCCAGCGUGUUCAAAUGGGACCAAGGCGGCGCCCUGAUCGAGGGCAUCGACGAAGCGACCAUCGGCCUUCUCGAUGAGCACCGGCUGUCCAUCAAGACUCUGGGGGAGCGGUACUGCACCGACCUUAACUCCGAGCGACCAGAGCACAGCGGCGGGGUGAACCCAGAGCGAGCGAUGCAGGUGUUGAAUAUGAUCGGACCUAACGAGCUCACGCCGCCGCCGACGGAGCCCGGGUGGAAGCUCUUCCUCAAGGAGCUGCUCGCGCCGCUCAACCUCAUGCUCAUCUGCGCCUCACUUUUGUGCAUCUUCAUCUACGCCGCGACCGUUUUCGAAAGCGACAGCAGCACGGAUAUGGAAUCGUUGCAGCUCGGGCUGGUUCUGGCCGUGGUGAUCCUCCUGAACACGCUGCUGGACUUCACCCAGCGGCAGAACGCUGAAAAGGUGCUCAAGAGCUUCUCCAAGCUGUGCCCUUCGAGCUCCCUGGUAAACAGGGGCGGGGAGACGCUGGAAGUCGAUUCGACCGAGCUCGUCAUGGGAGACGUGGUAACUCUCAAAGCCGGGGACAAGAUACCCGCCGACAUCCGGUUCAUCUGGUGCAACGGCGCGACGGUGGACAACUCCUCCCUCACGGGAGAGUCGGCCCCCCUAAAGAGGACAGCCACCGCCAGGACGGACAACUCCAGGGAGGCCGAGAACAUGGGCUUCUUCGGGACGACGCUCGUGCAGGGGAGCGCCCUCGGCGUGGUCAUCCGGACGGGGGACAGCACAACCAUGGGCCAGAUCGCGGCCUCAGCAGGAGCCAAGCGGGCGAUCGAGAGCCCCCUGACGGUGGAGAUAGAGAUGUUCGUGAAGAUGACGGCCGUGAUCGCCACGAUCACGGGGGUGAUAUUCUUUUUACUGGGGUACCUGUUGGUGGACAGCGACUUCCUCGACCAGUUCGUGUUCCUAGUCGGAAUAUUCGUCGCUUUCGUGCCCCAGGGCCUGCCGGCGACCGUGACCAUGCUCCUGACCUUUGCGGCCAUGAGGCUCAAGGACAGGAAUGUGCUGGUCAAGGACCUUACCGCGGUGGACACCCUGGGCACCAUCACCCUUCUCGCCUCGGACAAGACCGGCACCCUUACCAUGAACCGAAUGACCGUGGUGGAAGUCUGGAUGAAUGGCAGGCGCCUAUCGGCGCAGGGGGCAAGGGACGCGGAGGCUAGCUUCGGCGCCGCGCCGGAGGAGUUCGACAUCAGAGACACGCCAAACGCCUUAGCGAUGAUGGAGUGCUUCCUUCUCAACUCGACAGCGAGGUUCACGGGCGGGCAGGUGGAAGGGUUCGGGGCGGAGUCUAAGAUUAUCGGCGAUGCCACCGAGAGCGGCCUGGUCAGGUUCGCGGCCUUCAGGCUGCUGGGCAACGAGGACGUCGACGCCUUCAGAGACCAGUACCCCAAGGUGAUGGACCUGCCGUUCGACUCUGGGCGAAAGUGGUCGCUCUCGAUCCACCGCAAGCCGCACUCCAAGGGGGCGCUGACGCUCUUCGCCAAGGGAGCCCCCGAAAGGGUGCUGGCCAAGUGCUCCUCGGCCCUAGGCAGGGGCCAGGCGGAGGACGCCCCUUUCGUUGCCCUGGACCGCGCGUUCGAGCUGAGCUACCAGGCGGCCUACGAGGAGCUGGCCGGCCGCGGCGAGAGGGUGCUGGCCUGCGCGAUGAUGCCGCUGGACGGGGCGGAGUUCCCGGAGGACUUCGAGUUCGACGACGCCAACUUCCCGCAAGAAGGUUGGUCUUUCAUUGGCCUGGUGGGGCUGCGCGAUCCACCCAAGCCGGGGGUGCGGGAGGCCAUCGAGGAGUGCAACGCGGCGGGGGUGCAGGUGGUGAUGGUCACUGGGGACCAUCCGCUGACGGCGGAGGCUAUCGCUCGACAGGUGGGCAUCAUCAAGGGGGCGUCUAAGGCAGCGGUCGCGGCGAGACUAAUGGUGUCCGAAGCGGAGGUGGGCGAGGAUGACUAUGACUGCGCCAUCUUGCACGGGGACCAGAUCGACGACCUCACACCCGAGGAAUGGGAUCGCACCCUAUCGAAGAAGGAGAUCGUCUUCGCACGCACCACCCCGCAGCACAAGCUGGAGAUCGUCACUCGAUUCCAGGCUCUCGGACACAUCGUUAGCGUUACCGGAGACGGAGUGAACGACUCCCCUGCCCUGAAGCGCUCCGACAUGGGGAUCGCUAUGGCACUUACUGGCUCCGACGUCUCCAAGGAGGCGGCGUCCAUCAUCCUGCUGGACGACAACUUCGCUAGCGUGGUGAGGGGCAUCCGAGAGGGCCGGCUGGUGUUUAAUAACCUCAAGAAGAGCAUCAUGUACACCCUUUGCCACAUCGUGCCGGAGGUGAUACCCUUCCUCCUGUACGUUUCGCUCAGCAUCCCGGCGGCCAUCAACAGUUUCCUCAUCCUUUGCAUCGAUCUCGGAACGGAGAUCGGGCCUGCUCUGUCCUUCGCCUGGGAGGCAGCAGAGGAUGACAUAAUGGAAACGGCUCCGAGAAGAUUCGUGAAACCGCUGGCGCCUCCCGUGGUAGCGGAUAGGAGCGAGAUGGAGGGGCUGUCGCGGAUCAAGGACUUCGAGGUCGAAGAGGUUGAUGUGCUGGCGCCCGAGCACCAGGCGGUCGCCCACCGCCUCGGGCUGUUCUGGUUCAAGCCGACGCAGAUGUCGGUGGUGGGAAGGAACGAGGAGGACGAGGUUCUCGUCGACAGCUUCGUCUUUGCGUGGAGCUACUUGCAGAUCGGUGUGAUCACUUCAGUAGCCGGUCUAUCGGCGUAUUUCUGGGAGAUGUACCUCAGGGGGAUCUGCCCAUCAGACCUUCUCUGGUCCUCGGAGGAAGGGUACUUCGACGACGGCGCGGAAAAUUUCGUGACGUGUACUGGUCUUGUUCUCACCGAUAGCGCUCAGAUGGAGGCACUGUACAAGGCGCAGAGCGCAUACUUCGUUUCCGUGGUAAUGUGCCAGAUCGCCACCGCGCACGUGUGCAAGUUCCGGAAAGGGCUGCCGUGGGGCUCGCGCUUCCUCAUCAACAAGAGGACUUACGUGGCAUGCUUCAUAAGUUUCUGUUUUUCAAUGUUCGUCAUCAACUGUCCGGGGGUGCGCUUCGUCCUGUACGCAAGGCCGUUCAACCCGAUCGUGGCGACGGCUCCGCUUGUCGGCGCCCUCUGCAUCGUCAUCUACGAGGCAGUCAGAAGAACGCUGUACCCGACGAUGGGCUUCGUCCCUCGGAAGCGCCUGGAGGCGGAACGGGAGCGGCUGAUAUCGGCAGAGGGUGGCGGCUUGGGUACAGGCGGCGGUGCCGGUGGCGGCGGCGGCGGAGGCGUUAUGGAUUUCCUGGGAGACCGAAAAGACCCCAAGUCGUUCCGCCGUACAGUCGUCCUUGACGUGGAGAAGGGUGGCGUGUCCGCUACACUGUGAAGACGAGGGCCAAGAGCAUGCGGCCACCGGGGGGGCAGCCGUGAUGGCGCGGAACGCCCAACCUCGACGUGCUUGGUGGUUUCCCCUCGGGGAGAGGCAUCGCGGAAUUAUAGUAUGGAGUGUUUCGCUUGGUUCGGCGGACCUGAUACACUCAUGUACGUGUUUGAUUUUGUGUCUCCACAGGUUGGUGAUUUGAACGGGUGACGCUCAACAGUACCCGUUAGUUUUGAGUGGGCAUGUUCGUGCGCCCGUUCGUUUUUUUCGCGCGUAGGUGUGUUCAUGAAGCGUUGUUGUAUCGCCAUCGUGGGUACACGCGCCGGUGUUGCGCGAUGGCUUUGUCCCAUUACUAAAGCGGUCUGGCGCAACGUGGGGUCGAUCCUCGAGACCCUCGUUUCUCAGUUUUGGAUGUAUUUGAGUUUUGGAUGUAUUUGGGUUAUGGAUGUAUUUGUUCCAAGGGCUUGCGGGGUGUGCACACGUGUUGGGUCUCACACUUCCUUUUACCAGGUAGUCUAGGUCGGCAUGCGGUUGACUCUGCAUCCUCGUCUGAGUGGGUGCCCCAGGUCGCGAGCUCUGUAUUGUUUGGCUUUUUGCUGUUGUUGUCAUCGGUUGAUUUGACAUCGUGGCGUAGUUGUGACGUCGAUCCUGAACCUUUCUCCCUUCGUGCUCUUCGAGGCUAAAAACAUUCUUUCCUCUGUCCGAGGCUAGUCCAAGAUGAGCUUCCAUUACGAAGAGGGCGCAUGUUUGUAGCGGAGCUUCAGUCCGGCGGCAGAACAUUUGUGGUUUGCGCGUGGUGCACAAAUAUUGGCCGAGAUCGGAGCAGAAGUCCUUUGUUUGGUGUGCUACGGAGCGCCAUUACAUUUGUUUGGUGUUUGUUAUUGAUGUUUUCGUUUUGUUUUGUUGGGGAGGGGUUGGAAGACAUGGUGUCUAGCCUGAAUUACCUGGUAAUCGAUCUCGACUUGAACCGUGAGAGAAUAACUACAACCAGGGGAGCACAGAGCAACUGCAUUAAGUGGCACUGAACGCCAGCUGGAAGAGUGUCACGCAACCAACAACCGUUCGUCGGGGCAUAGACAGUGGUU